This is a messenger RNA of Colletotrichum destructivum, 573 nucleotides long. RefSeq lists its product as uncharacterized. The coding region runs from base 244 to 573 and encodes 109 amino acids. The transcript has 2 exons. Lineage: Eukaryota; Fungi; Ascomycota; Sordariomycetes; Glomerellales; Glomerellaceae. The record is from RefSeq and is a predicted model, not a curated record.
ACGUCGGCCAUAGACCGACCAAUCAUGCGGCUCACGGUAGACAUGCAAGCCUGGUUGGUCCCGUCUGACGAUGGACAACGACGAUGAUGUAGGAUCGCAGAUGGCCAUCCAAGAUAGACAUUCUGAGCUGCGCAUCCCUUCUAAGCACGACAGACCUCUCUCAUCGUAACCGCUUGAGUCUCAUCUUCCCUUCUCCGAGCAGUCGCCCCCGAGUGGGCCAGCGGAGCAGAGCCCGUCAAGGAAAUGAGACUAGCAGACUGGACGAACGCCCUAGGCGAGACUGAAAAUUCUGUAGUCUGUCUGCUUCUUGCGGGGUUUCCCCCGUGGGCGCGCGACGAUGAUUCCCCGGACUUCGAGUCCCAUGGUGGCCCAUCUCGGACCCUUCUUCUGGGUCGAGCCGGGUUGUCUGUUCCCACCCAACCCCAGGUUUCUCUCUUCUCGGCAGCUAUGAGGCAUAUUUCAUGCGUCCUCUCCUCCUCCUCCUCCUCCUCCUCGUGCAGCCCGGCGUCGACGCUGGAUUCGAUCGCCCCGUGGCCAAGACUGAACUUGGCGUGGAAUGGGUUGAGACCUUGA